Molecule: messenger RNA, 1095 nt
Organism: Cercospora beticola
Lineage: Eukaryota; Fungi; Ascomycota; Dothideomycetes; Mycosphaerellales; Mycosphaerellaceae
Product: zinc finger MYND domain-containing protein
Source: RefSeq, a predicted model, not a curated record
CCUGUCUCCUCUCCUUCCGCGCUUUUCCGUCAAAGCCGUUCCUUCUGCUUCCGAACUCAUUCUCUAUUCGAACCCACUGCCAGCAAGACAAAUACUACACUUCCGACGGCCUGCCAAGCCAGACAACAAUGGACAUGACGGCCCGCUACACCAUCAUGAUGAGCGUUUGGGCGCACGCUGCAAGAGAUUCCGACAACCCUAGCUACGUGCUCAUGCCUGAGUCUAUCACAACACGUCCCGGCGGCGCUGACCUAACCUGGAAAGAGGUUCCGUUCCUCUCUCGUCUCGGUGUGAAAGGCAUGAUCUACGCCACUCCCACCGAAGAACAUCAUUGCUUCUACGGCAUAGAAGGUCUCCAUGAAAACACCACCCUUCGCCUUCUGAGUACAGACUGUGACCCAGACUCCCCAACAUUCAACACCUCAAUCAAGAUGGCAAGACCGGUUCAGUUCCAAUGGCUUGGAGAGCAAGACACGCUUCCCAAGAAAUUCCAGCUUGAACCAAUGGAGCUGUUCAUUGAGGAGCACUUAGCUGCCAUCAUGCGCCACGUUUCUGACCCAGAGCGCCGAAAGCAUGAGUACAAGCAGCUCAACCCCAAGGCAUUCAAGAUGUUCUUCAAGAGGUACACAGCAAAGCAGGUAGCCUUGUAUCCGGGCAAAGGCUGGGAGACGAACGUGUGUCCAGCCGUGGUCGAAGUGGAGCACUGUGAGGGAUGUGGCGUCGAGAGAACUGGUUAUGAAGAAGAAGAAGCGGAGCACAGCGGCCAACCCAUCUUCCAGAAAUGUGGGCGAUGCAAGAAGGUGCUGUAUUGUGACAAGGCAUGCCAGUCAUCCGACCGGAAGGCACACAAGCCAUUCUGCAAACGCUCCAGGUGAAAGAUUCAAACAAGGCCAAUUUCGAAACGAGCUCCUAGAAGGCAGAGUCAUGAUUGGCAGUCGCAGCAAAUUGAGAAACGCAUCACAGAUGCCCAAGACUAGAAUCGACUUCUUUGAUCAAUAACGACACGCGAAUCUCUCAUUGCGUUCCAAACCGCCUCAGCUGCCGUCCAUCUACAUGCAUGCCCUUCUUCCAUCUAUUCCCAGAAGCAUACCCGAC